UUUUUCCUUGCCAUUUUUCUCCAUCAUUUGGUGCCAAAAUUUUUCUUCUCAUACCUUUCUCUAUUGCUUGGCACCAAAGAAUAGACGAUCUCCGUUGGUUGGGAUAUUGCUGGGCAAGGUGGCUAUUUCUUGAUUUGUUGGGUUUUGUUCAGCAGCUUUGAGUGUUCUUGGUAAUGGAAGCUUGUUCACUUUUUCCUUUUAUUGUUGUUAUAUUUUUUACUCAACCAAUACAGUUUGAUGUAGGAGAGUUUGAUAAGAGGCAGUACUUAUUUUAAAAUUAAUUUGUUGUGUGAAUUUAUUGUAAUUAACUUAACUUAGUGUAAAGCAUCUAAGCGUGCAUAUAAAUAGGGCAAAAGUCAAAGCAGUAUAAUGCUUGUAUGCUAUGGUGGGAUUUAUAUUUUAUAUGAUGGAAUAUCAUUUUUCUUCUCAUUGUUUAGGUAUAGUGGACGCUUGUUCACAUUGCACUAGACAUUUUGCUUACAAGAACUCAACACUUGGAUGAUUCAAGUUAUUUAUAUGAUUGAAAUGGCAAAAUUAUUUUUAUGAGAGUUUUAGCCACUGCCUACCAUAUAUAUUUGCAAUAAUUCUCUAAUGAACAGCUUUCUCUCUCUUCGACACGCUCUCUCUCAGCGAGCGCUGGAGCCAUGGCAAGAGGAACGGGGAAGAAAGGGAAGGCCAAAAGGAAGGUGGAGAUCUCGCCCGUGGUACGAGCGGCGAGGAGAUGAGGACCUACGUCGGCCGAUGUUCAAAAAUCCAGAACGGUCGAUGCGGUAACAGGAGUCCCAGCCAUUGAUUUCUCGGACGCAGGGGAUGACGACGGAGACUCGAUGGAUGAGGACGGUGGCUUCGGGGAGGCGCUGGGUCUAGAUCAAGGAACUCAACUAGACCCUGGCGUAGAGCAGAGCCGGCUAUUGCAGUUGGACAUGGAGAAACAGACGCCUUCUUCUCCGAGGGCUCUGUUGACGCGGGAACAAAACCAGGAGACCCGUUUGGAUGUGGCCAGUUAUCUGGAAGCAACUAUGAAUUGCAAAUCUAAUCUGAAAUCAGGUAAGGUUACCACUCCCCCCAUUUUACACUCUUCGCAUAUUGUACAAAAUUUGAGUAACAGAUUUGGGGAUAAUGAUAUUGGGGGGAAAAAGAGGCCGAACAAAGGAGUUAAAAUUGAAAUGGAAGAUAUUCAAGAUGAGAUUGAUUACUGGAAACCAUCAAUUGUUUGUUAUGUUCUAGGGGCAAACCCACCUCUCAGUGUUAUAGAUGGUUUCUGCCGUAGAAUAUGGAAAGGGGAUGUGGACAAGGUUGGUAUGCUUUCUCCUGGAGUUUUCAUUAUUAGAUUCUUAACAGAGGAGAAACAAAAUUCAGUAUUGGAUGGAGGAUUCAUAUUUUUUGAUAAGAAACCAGUGAUCAUGAAACCAUGGGAACCUUAUAAGGAUUACUCAAAAGAGGAUGUAUUGUUGGUCCCAACAUGGAUCCAAAUUCCGGGAUUGGAUAUUAGAUAUUGGGGGGAACGUUCCUUAUUCAAGAUUGUGGGUCAAUUGGGUAAUCCAAUUCAGCUAGACAGUGUGACAAAGAAUAAGGAACGACUAAAUUUUGCUAGAGUUUUGGUAGAAGUUCAGAUCCAUCAAGAAUUUCCAGGGGAGGUCUCGUUUACGAAUGAGAUAGAUCAAGAUAUCACAUUACCAAUCAAAUAUGAAUGGCUUCCAGUGACUUGUGGUUUUUGCCACGGAAUGGGGCAUACUGCUGAGGUGUGUAGGAAGAAAAUUGAGAAAAAGGAAGAGAAAAGAGAGGAAGGGAAAAAGAUGUGGGUGGUCAAGAAGGAUGUUGCGAAAGAGCAGGCAUCAGAGAAGGAAAAAGGACUUGAUGCUGAAGUCUUUAUUCCAGUUAAGAAGAAAGGGAAAAUGAUUACCUCUGUAGUUGAGCAGACCACGGUUUCGAACAAUUUUCAGGUGUUAGGGGAAAUUGGAGAAAGCUCAAAGGCUAUACAGGAAAAAGACUAUACAGUGGGAGGGGGGGGGGGGGGGGGGGGGGGGGGGGACCUCCCACUGGGAAUGGAUAGAAUUCUAAGUUGGAAUGUCAGGGGGAUCAAUAAACGCCACAAGCAAGAGGAGGUGAAAAGAAUAAUUUACACCAUGAAUGUGGGUUUAGUUAGUCUCCUUGAAACUAGAGUGCAGACCACGAAUUUAGGGUCUGUAUAUCUUAAUAUGUUUCCAGGGUGGUGCUUUACAUCGAACAGUGCGUGGCACAAAGGUGGGAGAAUAAUUGUUAGUUGGAAUCCGAGUAUGUUCUUGGUUAAUGUUUUGCAUUGUACCAGUCAAAUGAUGCAUUUGGAAGUUAUCAUGGUUAGUACCAAGGAAAGCUUUCUGGUUACAUUUGUGUAUGCUUUCAAUGAGGAAAUUGGUAGGAAUAUGUUAUGGGCUGACUUGAGAGAAGUUGCUACAACAGUGAGGAACCCAUGGCUUUUGCUAGGGGAUUUUAAUGAUAUAUUGAGUGUAGAGGAAAGAAUAGGGAGUGGCAAGACUCAUCAUUGCUCAGGGGCGUUCAAAGAGUGUAUGGAUUAUUGCCAAAUGGAAGAUGUCAAGUUCUCGGGCGCGUUCUUUACUUGGAAUAAUAAACAGGGCCCUGAAACGAGAGUGUACUCCAAGAUAGAUAGAGUAAUGGGGAAUCAAGUAUGGUUGGAUAGAUACCAGAAUGCAGAGGUGACUUUCAUGAAUGAAGGUAGUUUUGAUCACUGUCCAGCCCUCUUACAAGUCUACCCGGAAGUGAGGUCAGGAAGGAAACCUUUUCGGUAUUUCCGAAUGUGGCAAAAGGCUCCUGGUUUUUUAGAGAAACUUCGCGAGGUAUGGCAGGAGCAAGUUUAUGGUGCUCCUAUGUUUCAACUAGUUCAGAAAUUGAGGAAGUUUAAAGGAAAGUUGAAAGACUUAAAUAAGUUGGAAAUAGGUGACAUUAAUGUGGAUGUUUCUUGUAAGCUACAGGAACUCCAUUCCCUUCAGUCGGAACUCCAAAAUAAUCCGCGGGAUAAGGAGCUUAUCUUCAAAGAAAAGGAGGCUAGGGAGAGGUAUGAAGAAGCUCAGUCAAAUCUAAAUUCCUUCCUUCGACAAAAAACUAAAUUGCAUUGGCUUAAGGAUGGGGAUGAGAAUACCUCUAUGUUUCAUGCGAGUAUUAGAGCCCAAAGAAUUACUAGCCGAGUUUAUGCUAUAGAGGAUAAAGAUGGUUGCUAGGUGCACGAGCCCCACCAAGUCACAGAGGCUUUCUUGAGUUUUUAUGAAGAUCUCUUGGGAACGGCCAUGGCUCACAGGAAAAGCGUGAUGUUAGGGGUGAUUAAUCAAGGGCCUCUGAUCAACGAAUCUCACAAAAGAUUACUACAGCACCCGUAUACAGAUGAAGACGUUAAAAAGGCUACCUUCGCGAUUCCAGGAAACAAAUCGCUAGGCCCGGAUGGAUACAAUAG
This is a messenger RNA of Humulus lupulus (European hop), 3445 nucleotides long. RefSeq lists its product as uncharacterized. NCBI's taxonomy places the organism in Eukaryota, Viridiplantae, Streptophyta, Magnoliopsida, Rosales, Cannabaceae. The transcript has 2 exons. The record is from RefSeq and is a predicted model, not a curated record. The coding region runs from base 828 to 3215 and encodes 795 amino acids.